AUCGUGCCUACGGUAAACGCUGGGUAGCCAAGUGCGGAGAGGAUAACUGCUGAAAGCAUAUAAGUAGUAAGCCCACCCCAAGAUGAGUGCUCUCUCCUCCGACUUCCCUAGAGCCUCCGGUAUCACAGCCGAGACAGCGACGGGUUCUCCACCCAUACGGGGAUGGAGCGACAGAAGUAUGGAAAUAGGAUAAGGUAGCGGCGAGACGAGCCGUUUAAAUAGGUGUCAAGUGGAAGUGCAGUGAUGUAUGCAGCUGAGGCAUCCUAACGAACGAACGAUUUGAACCUUGUUCCUACACGGCCUGAUCAAAUCGAUCAGGCACUUGCCAUCUAUCUUCAUUGUUCAACUCUUUGAUGAAAAGAUGAAAAAACCAAAAAAAAGCCCUGCCCUUCCAUCUCUUGGAUAGAUAGAGAGGGAGGGCAGAGGCCUUUGGUGUCCCUUUCAGUCAAGAAUUGGGGCUUCACAAUUACUAGCCAAUAUUUAUCUCAUGCCUUUCCUCGUUCAUGGUUCGAUAUUCUGGUGUCCUAGGCGUAGAGGAACCACACCAAUCCAUCCCGAAUUUGGUGGUUAAACUCUACUGCGGUGACGAUACUGUAGGGGAGGUCCUGCGGCAAAAUAGCUCGAUGCCAGAAUGAUAAAAAGCUUAACACCUCUUAUUUGACUUUUUCACUAUUUUGAAAUAAGAAAAAGAUCCAAAUCUAAAAUGCAAAGAUCGUCUUAUUCAAAACCUCAAUCAUCACAUCCCCUCUCUCCCACUUCACACCUCGGAACGCACUGUUCUUAUAGAGAGAAAGGCGCUUUCCCAUCUUCUUAACCUGAAAUGAAGGGGUACCCCCGGGAAGAGAUCCAGUGGAGACAGCUGGGCCUGUAGCUCAGAGGAUUAGAGCACGUGGCUACGAACCACGGUGUCGGGGGUUCGAAUCCCUCCUCGCCCACAGCCUUCCAAAGGGGGAAGGGCCUUUACUUUCCCCCUGAGGGUAGGAAAAUCAUGAUCGGGAUAGCGGACGUAAAGCUAUUGAACUUAGGUAUGCUCUUUCCUUUUGUCGAAGUGGAAUCGUAGAACAGAAUGUGAUACGAUGAGAUAGAAUGCAAUAGAAAUAGAAACAAGGAUAGCGAACGGGUUACCUACUCCUAAGGGUCAAAGCAAGCCCUUUAAUUCAAUUCUUUAUUCUUACAUUAAAAUUCUUACAUUAAAGAAUGAAUAAAAUCUCCCCAAGUAGGAUUCGAACCUACGACCAGUCAGUUAACAGCCGACCGCUCUACCACUGAGCUACUGAGGAACAAGGGGGGAUUCGACCUCCUAGAGUUCAACUCCCGCUCUCAACCCAUGAACAAUAUGAGUCCGAAGCUUCUUUCGUAACUCCCAUAAUUUCUUCGUAGUGGCUCCGUUCCAUGCCUCAUUUCAUAGGGAAGCCCAAAGUGGCUCUAUUUCAUUCUAUUUCACUUCCUAGCACUUCCUAUCAUUUAAUAUCCAUCCCUUUGGUCUUAUUGACAUAAGAGAUGUCAUUUAUAGUCUAUCUCUUUCUAUAUAUGGAAAGUCAAGAAAUUCUCAUCGAAACAUCGAGAAAUUGUGCAUAUAGAAAACUCUAAAGAAAGAAAAAAAGGAGACCCAUGCCAUGAUUUUCAAAUCUUUUCUAUUUAGUAGUCUAAGUUUCUCGAUGAGGAUAAUUAAUUCGGUCGUUGUGGUCAGACUCUAUUAUGGAUUUCUGACUACAUUCUCCAUAGGUCCCUCUUAGAUCUUCUUUCUCCAAUCUUGGAUUAGGGAAGAAGGAGAUAUUUGCGACUACUGGCGGUUUCAUUAUGGGGCAGCUCAUGAUCUUCAUAUCGAUCUAUUAUCCACCUCUGUAUCUAUUCUUUCUUAGCUAAACAGGUGGAAGAUCUAUCCAAUUUGGUUAUAUUAUAUCAUGGACUCGAAAAACGGAUCUGAAUUUGACUGAAAUGCACGAUCUUCACAGGUAUCACUUUUCACGAUACCUAAAAGGUGGAAUAGCGAUUUUCGAACCAUUUCCUAUAAGAGAAUGGUUUCCAUUACUUUGAGAAAUGGAUUCUUAUAUCAAACUAUAGCUAUUGCAUUAAAGAAGAAAAGAAACUAAUAGAAGUCGAAGACGCGGAAUGAUAGUGAAUAGAGAGAAAGAUUCUUCUGAUUUUCUUGUUCCUGAAAAUAUUCUAUCUAUCUACUAGACGCCGUAGAGAAUUUAGAAUAUUUAUGUCUUUCAAUUCUCGUACUCGUAAUUGGAAAGUUAUGGAAGGAGACCCAUCAUUUUGCAAUGAAAACAACAUAUAAAACUCUGGACAAUUUCGAAAUCAGGCCAAGCGUCUUAAUACAUAUGCAAAAAAAUUCAUUAUUGGCCCACCAUUGAUUAGAAGAUUUAGCUUGUAUGAAUCGCUAUUGGUUUGAUACGAAUAAUGGCAAUCGUUUCAGUAUGUUAAGGAUACAGAUGUAUCCACAAUUCAUUUAGAGUUACUUAAUAGUCUAUUUCUUAUACCAUAUCUCUAUCCCGUGAAAUUCUCGAGCCAAAAGAUGGAUGCCUAUGCUGUGUUUCAUUUUGCUAAAUGAUAUCAAUUAAAUGGUGUAUCAAUUCCAUAAAUUGCAUAUAGCAAUAAAUAAAUCAGCAAAAUUCUUUCUACUAUAUUUAGAUAGAAGAAACAUUUCUUCUAUCUAAAAUAGUAGAAAGAAUGUACCCUUCUAUCCAAAUCCAAUUUGCAUCGAUAAAAAAAAUCCAAAUUCCAGUAGUAGAUGAAUAAUUGCAAAUUUGUGUGUGUACGAGAUUAGAAUAACUUCAAAAUAACUGACAUAAUUUUUUAUUUUUCCUGAUCAGAAAAAUACAUGAAAAAGAAAGGAGGUAGAAAAAUUUUAGGAUUUAUGGUUAAAGAAGAAAAAGAAGAAAACAGGGGUUCUGUUGAAUUUCAAGUAUUCAGUUUCACCAAUAAGAUACGGAGACUUGCUUCACAUUUGGAAUUACACAAAAAAGAUUUUUCAUCGGAAAGAGGUCUACGAAGACUUUUGGGAAAACGUCGACGUUUGCUGGCUUAUUUGGCAAAGAAAAAUAGAGUACGUUAUAAGAAAUUAAUCGGUCAGUUGAAUAUUCGGGAGCAGUAAUUUAAUCCUUCAAAUUUUUUUCUUGUUUUAUUAUUUUUUUAGUAGUCUUUAUAGUAGUCUUAGAUUUUUCAUUUUGAUGAGCCUCACUUUGAGGAAUUCAUGGAAUAAUCCAUUUUCAUGGAAUAAUGAAUUAAGGAAGAAAGGAUAUGAGUCUACCGCUUACAAAAAAAGAUCUCAUGAUAGUCAAUAUGGGCCCUCAACACCCAUCAAUGCAUGGUGUUCUUCGACUGAUCGUUACUCUUGAUGGUGAGGAUGUUAUUGAUUGUGAACCCAUAUUAGGGUAUUUACACAGAGGAAUGGAAAAAAUCGCGGAAAACCGAACGAUUAUACAAUACUUACCUUAUGUAACAAGAUCUAACAGUUCAAGUACAGUUGAUAUAGUUGAAGCACAGUCAAAAUAUGGUUUUUUUGGAUGGAAUAUUUGGCGUCAGCCUAUAGGCUUUCUGGUUUUUUUAAUUUCUUCUUUGGCAGAAUGUGAAAGAUUACCCUUUGAUUUACCAGAAGCAGAGGAAGAAUUAGUAGCAGGUUACCAAACUGAAUAUUCCGGUAUCAAAUAUGGUUUAUUUUAUCUUGUUUCUUACCUAAAUUUAUUAGUUUCUUCUUUAUUUGUAACAGUUCUCUACUUGGGCGGGUGGAAUUUCUCUAUUCCCUAUAUAUCCUUUUUUGAUUUUUUCCAAAUGAAUAAAGCAGUUGGAAUUUUGGAAAUGACAAUGGGUAUAUUUAUUACAUUAACUAAAGCUUAUUUAUUUCUCUUCAUUUCUAUCACAAUAAGAUGGACUUUACCAAGGAUGAGAAUGGAUCAGUUAUUAAAUCUUGGAUGGAAAUUUCUUUUACCUAUUUCCCUGGGCAAUCUAUUAUUAACAACCUCUUCUCAACUUGUUUCACUAUAAAUAAGAUAAUACAAUAAUAGAUAGUAAGAAUAUUUUCAACACAAAAGCUCUCCCAAACAAGAGAAAGAAACAUAUCUUUUUCAUAGAUAUUUAGAAUGAAUAUGUUCCCUAUGGUAACUGGGUUCAUGAGUUAUGGUCAACAAACAAUACGUGCUACAAGGUACAUAGGUCAAAGUUUCAUAACUACCUUAUCCCACACAAAUCGUUUACCUAUAACGAUUCACUACCCUUAUGAAAAAUCAAUUACACCAGAGCGUUUCCGAGGGCGAAUCCACUUUGAAUUUGAUAAAUGUAUUGCUUGUGAAGUAUGUGUUCGCGUAUGUCCGAUAGAUCUACCCGUUGUGGAUUGGAGAUUUGAAAA
Molecule: messenger RNA, 4351 nt
Organism: Hordeum vulgare subsp. vulgare (domesticated barley)
Lineage: Eukaryota; Viridiplantae; Streptophyta; Magnoliopsida; Poales; Poaceae
Product: NAD(P)H-quinone oxidoreductase subunit 1, chloroplastic-like
Exons: 2
Coding region: 3247-3990 (247 amino acids)
Biological process (GO): aerobic respiration
Cellular component (GO): membrane
Molecular function (GO): NADH dehydrogenase activity
Source: RefSeq, a predicted model, not a curated record